Molecule: messenger RNA, 705 nt
Organism: Paraphaeosphaeria sporulosa
Lineage: Eukaryota; Fungi; Ascomycota; Dothideomycetes; Pleosporales; Didymosphaeriaceae
Product: Isochorismatase hydrolase
Exons: 3
Coding region: 1-705 (234 amino acids)
Source: RefSeq, a predicted model, not a curated record
AUGAGCACAGUACCAUCAGGCCACAUUACAACAUCCACUGACUUGACAGCAGAGCGCCUUAGCCAGAAUGACUCCGCCCUCCUCAUCGUCGAUCACCAAGUCGGUCUGUAUGAGCUAACCCGCGACUGGGACCCUACCAUUUUCAGACAGAACAUGAUCGGACACGCAACGCUUGGGAAACUCUUCGAGCUCCCAGUAGUUAUGACUACCUCCGCAGAGACGGGUCCAAAUGGGCAUCUGCCGAAGGAGAUUCUGGAUUUGUAUCCCGACGUUCAAGUUGUGCAGCGAAAGGGGGAGAUCAAUGCUUGGGAUAGCCCAGAAUUCCGCGCUGCGGUCCGCGCCACUGGCAAGAAGCAACUCAUCAUCGGCGGCAUUGUGACGGAUGUAUGCACGGCUUUUCUUGCACUGUCUCUCCGCUCUGAGGGUUACUCUGUCUUUGCCAACGUCGAAGCCAGCGGCACCACCAGCACACUCGCUCGCGACACGGCAAACCUCCGCAUGCAAGCUGCAGGUGUGCACCUCGUUUCCUUCUUUGCCAUCCUGGCGGACCUCAUGCGAGACUGGAGGAAUCCGCUUCCAGGAGUCGAGAAGAUCGUCCCCAUCAUAAACGACUACAUGCCCGCAUAUGGCUACCUGAUGAGAGGGCAUGCCAGUGCUAUCUUGCAGAACGGAACGGUGCUUCCUGGGUCGGAGAAGUACAUUUAA